AUGGGCCAGUGGGACCCGCCGUUUAACUGCAACGCCCACACCUACCUGUACUGCUGUGGCACCUGCGGCUACCGCUUCUGCUGCGAGUUUGCCCAUGACCGCCUGGACCAGAGCACCUGCACCAACUACGACACGCCCAACUGGGUCAACACGGGCAAGCCUCCCGUCAAAGUUGACGAACCCGUGGAGGGGCCAACCAAGGACAAGACCAACAUGAUCGUCUACAUCAUCUGCGGGGUGGUAGCCAUCAUGGUGCUGGUGGGGAUCUUCACCAAACUCGGCCUGGAGAAGGCCCGAAGGCCUCGGACAGAGAUGAACAUGUCAAGAGCACUGACUGAUCUGCUGAAGCAGCAGAGCCAUCACUCCGUGGACUACAUCGAACAUGGUGGGAAUUUUGGUAGCGUUCAGGUCCCCAUCGCUGACAGCCUCACACCGAGAACAACGAGGAGCAGUGUGGAACAGCCCUCAUCUGCAGGAGUGCCAGCGUCUGUGAAGCCUCCUCCAGUUGUUGAUGUGGCACGGUGCCAACCAGGUCAAAUAUCCUACCCAGAGAUCCCCCUGCGGGCUGCCUGUGGGCCUCUGGACUCAAAGCGUGCUCCAGUCCGACAACAGGAAAAGCAGCCUCACCUGAAUAACGCGCUGGCCCCAUCGCGGAGCGUCUCCCAGAUGGGACCGACUCACCCCCACAACAAUAUCCUGCAGCGAAUGGGCUCAGCACCGCCACCUGGACAGGACUUCAAUAAAUACGCCACGCUCCAGGCAGUGGCAGAGACAGCUCCUGACGAUUUCUACUCCAAGAGGUAUCCGCUGCGAGAGCUGACUCCGUCGGGAGUGACAUUCCCUGCGCUGGGACCCCCCCAGAAGGACAGGCCCCCUGGGGAGCUGUGUGGGGGCUUUGUGACCACCACCCCGACUCAGAAAACCAAAGUCAGCAAGAGCAACGCGCAGCCCCUGUUUAACCCGGGCUACAAGGGCUGGGAGCAGAGCGAGCCACCCGGCCGCCGGCUCCUCUCCACCAACAGGAGGCAGUACAACAUCGAGCACUUGCCGGAGAUCUUCAAUGUCCCACCACAUUACAAGCAGCAGCGACAACGGCACCUAUCCACAAACAGCAAGACGGAGGUCACCGUGUAA
Hemiscyllium ocellatum (epaulette shark) is the source of this 1134-nucleotide messenger RNA. Its product is annotated as protein shisa-9-like. Gene Ontology annotation, biological process: regulation of short-term neuronal synaptic plasticity; regulation of AMPA receptor activity. The record is from RefSeq and is a predicted model, not a curated record. Gene Ontology annotation, cellular component: postsynaptic density; postsynaptic membrane; dendritic spine membrane. The transcript has 5 exons. The coding region runs from base 1 to 1134 and encodes 377 amino acids. Lineage: Eukaryota; Metazoa; Chordata; Chondrichthyes; Orectolobiformes; Hemiscylliidae.